GUGACACUUGUAGUGACAAAUAUUUAGCUAGAGGCUAUCAUCACCUCAGUAAUGCACAUUAGGGACCAUGAACCUUUAGAAACUAACAUCUUUUGAUAUUAUAAACAUAAUUAUAUAGAUAUAUAUUUGUAAGACUAAAAAUCUUAAUGGAUGAGACACAAAAACCAGUACAUGUUACUAUCACCUUCUGCAGGAAAAGGAGACACAAUGUGUCAUUUUUGAAAUCUUAUUUGUUGGAUAGUUAAUCAGCCGAGUGAAACGACGUUUUGAUAACUGCAGUAAAGAACAUGCACAACUUGUAAAUUGAUUGAAUUAAUUAGAAUAAUGGACUGGUUGCUUUAUAUUUAUGGCUGUAUCCAAGUUUUCUACUGUAUGGUAGAUGCUGGUAGGACUUCUAAAGUUGUAGUUAAAUCAGAUAUCGGACCAUUGCAAGGAAUUAAGGUUUUAUCAGGAAGUUCUGAAGUAGCUGUCUUUAGAGGAAUUCCGUAUGCUAAGCCUCCAACAGGAAGUCAAAGGUUUGAACCUCCUGAACCUGUGUUGCCAUGGAAAGAUGUAUUUAUUGCUUCUGGUUAUGGUUCUGUAUGUAUUCAGAGUUCUACAAUAGAUAACAAAACUUUCAUAGGAGACGAAGAUUGCUUGACACUUAAUAUUUUUAAGCCAAUGCUUUUCGUAAAGGAAAACCGGAAUAUUCCCGUAAUUGUUAUGAUUCAUUCGGGAAAUUUUAUUUCUGGGUCGGGCAAUUACAUAAAUGGUGUUGAACUUGCAAAAACACUUGAUGCAGUAAUUGUCACGAUAAACUAUCGCUUGGGAAUAUUCGGAUUUUAUUCAAUGAGAGGACAUAUUAAAGAAAAUUUAGGAAUUUUAGACCAAAUAGCUGCUUUACAAUGGAUAAAAAAUAACAUCAAAGAUUUCAGUGGGAAUCCGGAUAAUAUAUUACUUGUUGCAGACCAAAUCAUGGCAUCAGUACAUUUGAUGAGUCCUCGUAGUAGAUAUUUUUUCAACAGAGCUAUUUCGUAUGACGGAGAGUCGUAUCUAAAUCCCAUUGCUGGAUAUAAUUUUAAUUUCGAAAGCCAUCGUAAAAGACUAGAAAACCUUUGCGGAAGUAUUAAAUCAACCAAUAAUAUACCCGUUGAACACAUAGUUUGGGUAUGCUUGAGAAGUGCUGGAAGAGAAAAUCUGUAUAACUUAUCACAUGAAUUAACCGAACAUUUGUGGCACCCCUUUCGACCUGUAUACGACGGUGAUGUGAUAAGUAUUGACUCCCAUAUCGUUACAAGCUUCUUGCAUUGUGAUUAUUUAGCUUUUAAGUCAGAUUUGUUGAUUCCAAUGUUGACAAACAGAACUGAAAAUGACACAUCAUGUAAAGAAAUCUUCAAUAAUGUUGUUUCUCAUGUUUCAAAAGAGAGAUAUAGACAUAAUAAUCAUCUAUUAGAGAACGUAUUACAAUCAUACUAUUUUCCACAAUUUUCGAACCAUUUAUUUAACUUCUGUAAAGCAGUAAGAUCGUUACUUAACGACCUAAUGACGUCAGCUAUAAUAUCAUUGGCUAAUCAUCACAGUCGAACUGGAUUGACAUUUCUAAAUUUUGUGAAUUUCGAUGUUGACGAAACGUCUUUUUCUGAAAGUUCAAUGAGUAUGCAAACCACCAAUAUAGCUUGUAUAUUAACCAACCAAAACACAGCGUCGUGUCAACUUCCAGUAGCAAUUUCAGCUGGAAUAAAUCAAGUAGUACGAACUUUUUUGUAUCAUGGUUACCCAACAGUAAAUCCGACAGUCGUUUGGAGGCCUUAUACUACUACAAGCAAAAAUUAUUUACAAAUAACGGAUGAAAUGUUUUACACUGGAGCCAGUUCUGACUGGCCAGCUGAAAGAAUAGAACGCCUUUGGUUGAAGACAUUACCGGACGUAGAUGUUGCAACUUUAUUUUCAACGGAUCCUGAUGUCAAAGUCAUACAACAAUCGGUUGGAAUGUCUUGGGGAUUAACAGAGCAACAGCUUGAGGCUCUGAUUUUUAGCUUGGUUUUGUUAUGUUUGGUUCUUAUUUGUGUGACUUUGACAUUGUUUCGUAUUGUCUGUUUUGUAAAUGGGAAGACUUUUUACACGAAAAAGAAGACACAACCAAAGAAGGGUGUUGUUUUGACAGACACAAAAAAGAAACGAAACACAACCAGUUCCUUUGGUUGUAAAGUGUUUCAUACACAAGAAAGUAUUAGUUUGAAUAGACGGACGAGUGAGCAUGCUGACAUCGAUGCUUGAUACUAGUAAUUUGAACAAAAUAACUUUUUAAUCAUAUCAUGUAAUUGAAGGACCAUUUGAAGAAUAAUGCGUGUUUCCCUUGGUAUUUUACCCGACUAGUACGUUAAAGUUUGACUCGAUGAUCAUCAACACGCGUUAUCUACACGUAGUCCUGAACAUGAAUGUAAUAUUUGCCGACGGAUGUUAAACAUUCUAUCAAUCAUUAUUUUUCAGAUAAACCAUUCCUCUGUUCGUAGCAUAUUUUUCAUGUCCGAUAAAGUAAAAUCUUA
Molecule: messenger RNA, 2525 nt
Organism: Mytilus trossulus (common blue mussel)
Lineage: Eukaryota; Metazoa; Mollusca; Bivalvia; Mytilida; Mytilidae
Product: carboxylesterase 4A-like
Exons: 5
Coding region: 325-2256 (643 amino acids)
Source: RefSeq, a predicted model, not a curated record